Molecule: messenger RNA, 7448 nt
Organism: Pan troglodytes (chimpanzee)
Lineage: Eukaryota; Metazoa; Chordata; Mammalia; Primates; Hominidae
Gene: RIMS1
Product: regulating synaptic membrane exocytosis 1
Exons: 34
Coding region: 323-5362 (1679 amino acids)
Biological process (GO): regulation of synaptic plasticity; intracellular protein transport; positive regulation of synaptic transmission
Cellular component (GO): cytoskeleton of presynaptic active zone; presynaptic membrane
Molecular function (GO): transmembrane transporter binding; small GTPase binding
Source: RefSeq, a predicted model, not a curated record
CCUCUCCCGCCGCGCCUCCGCCUGCCCGCCCCCGCCGGCCGAGGCUGGGCUGCGGGAGGCGGCCGGGCGGCCCCGAGCUUCGCUAGGGCGACCAAAACAAAGGCAGCAUCCGGGGCUGGGUGGAUGCAAACAACCAUGAAAGACUGGGUUCUCGCUCUCCCCGGCUCUGCUGCUGCUGCUGCUGCCGCCGCCGCCGCUGCUCCUCCUCCUGCCGCCGCCGCUAGGGCUCCGCUGUGAGGGGGAAGCAGGGGCGCAGCUGCUGGGCGUGCAUCCGAAAGGUGAGAGCCAGAGAGCGAGCAGAGGGGGCGGGCAGGCCACGAAAAUGUCCUCGGCCGUGGGGCCCCGCGGUCCUCGCCCACCCACGGUGCCUCCCCCCAUGCAAGAGCUGCCCGACCUAAGCCACCUGACCGAAGAGGAGAGGAACAUUAUCAUGGCAGUGAUGGACCGGCAGAAGGAAGAGGAGGAAAAAGAAGAAGCCAUGCUCAAGUGUGUUGUCAGGGACAUGGCGAAGCCUGCUGCCUGCAAAACACCAAGAAAUGCUGAAAACCAGCCCCACCAACCUUCACCGAGAUUGCAUCAACAGUUUGAAAGCUAUAAGGAACAAGUGAGAAAAAUAGGGGAAGAAGCGCGGCGUUACCAGGGCGAGCACAAAGACGAUGCUCCGACUUGUGGAAUCUGUCAUAAAACAAAGUUUGCUGAUGGGUGCGGUCAUCUCUGCUCCUAUUGUCGCACUAAGUUCUGUGCGCGCUGCGGAGGCCGCGUGUCUCUACGGUCAAACAACGAGGACAAAGUGGUUAUGUGGGUAUGCAAUUUAUGUCGAAAGCAACAAGAAAUCUUAACUAAAUCUGGGGCAUGGUUCUUUGGAAGUGGCCCUCAGCAGACAAGUCAGGAUGGAACCCUGAGUGAUACAGCUACAGGUGCUGGCUCUGAGGUACCAAGAGAAAAGAAAGCACGACUCCAAGAGCGAUCGCGGUCUCAGACACCCCUGAGCACAGCAGCUGCCUCCUCCCAGGAUGCUGCUCCUCCCAGCGCACCACCAGACAGGAGCAAAGGGGCUGAGCCCUCGCAGCAAGCCUUGGGGCCUGAACAGAAGCAGGCUUCAUCCAGGUCUAGAAGUGAACCUCCUAGAGAGAGAAAGAAGACCCCAGGGCUUUCCGAGCAGAAUGGCAAAGGAGCCCUGAAGAGCGAGCGGAAACGCGUGCCAAAGACCUCAGCGCAGCCCGUGGAGGGGGCCGUCGAAGAACGGGAGCGCAAAGAAAGGCGGGAAAGCCGAAGGCUUGAGAAAGGGCGAUCACAGGAUUACCCAGACACGCCAGAAAAACGGGAUGAGGGCAAAGCGGCGGAUGAGGAAAAGCAAAGAAAAGAGGAGGACUAUCAGACCAGGUACCGCAGCGACCCGAACCUGGCUCGGUACCCGGUGAAACCGCCGCCUGAGGAGCAGCAGAUGCGCAUGCACGCCCGGGUGUCCCGCGCCAGGCACGAGCGGCGCCACAGCGACGUGGCGCUCCCGCGCACCGAGGCGGGCGCGGCGCUGCCGGAGGGCAAGGCCGGCAAACGCGCGCCGGCGGCAGCCAGGGCCUCGCCGCCGGACUCGCCGCGGGCUUACUCGGCUGAGAGAACUGCGGAGACCAGGGCGCCGGGCGCCAAGCAGCUAACGAACCACAGCCCGCCGGCGCCCAGACAUGGGCCGGUUCCCGCAGAAGCCCCGGAGCUCAAAGCCCAGGAGCCCCUCAGGAAGCAGAGCCGCCUGGACCCCAGCUCGGCGGUCCUCAUGCGGAAGGCCAAGCGCGAGAAGGUGGAGACCAUGCUGCGGAACGACUCUUUGAGCUCAGACCAGUCCGAGUCGGUGCGGCCGUCCCCGCCCAAGCCGCACCGGUCCAAGAGAGGCGGCAAGAAGCGGCAGAUGUCGGUGAGCAGCUCUGAGGAGGAGGGCGUGUCGACGCCCGAGUACACCAGCUGCGAGGACGUGGAGCUGGAGAGCGAGAGCGUCAGCGAGAAAGGUGAUUUGGAUUAUUACUGGUUGGAUCCUGCCACGUGGCACAGCCGGGAGACAUCACCUAUUAGUUCGCAUCCUGUAACGUGGCAACCAUCUAAAGAGGGGGACCGAUUAAUUGGACGUGUUAUUCUUAACAAGAGAACAACCAUGCCCAAAGACUCAGGUGCAUUGCUGGGUCUGAAAGUUGUUGGAGGAAAAAUGACUGACUUAGGACGACUUGGUGCUUUCAUCACCAAAGUAAAGAAGGGUAGCCUAGCAGAUGUAGUUGGACACCUAAGAGCAGGGGAUGAAGUUCUAGAAUGGAAUGGUAAACCCCUGCCGGGAGCUACAAAUGAAGAAGUUUACAACAUUAUUUUAGAAUCAAAAUCAGAACCUCAAGUUGAAAUUAUUGUUUCAAGGCCUAUUGGUGACAUUCCCCGGAUUCCUGAGAGCUCCCACCCUCCACUGGAGUCCAGUUCAAGUUCCUUUGAAUCUCAGAAGAUGGAAAGGCCUUCCAUUUCUGUUAUUUCUCCAACAAGUCCUGGAGCUCUAAAAGAUGCCCCACAAGUCUUACCAGGGCAACUUUCUGUGAAGUUGUGGUAUGAUAAAGUGGGACACCAGCUGAUUGUAAAUGUUCUGCAAGCAACAGAUCUACCUGCUAGAGUAGAUGGACGUCCUCGAAAUCCCUAUGUAAAAAUGUAUUUUCUUCCAGAUAGAAGUGAUAAAAGUAAAAGGAGGACCAAAACAGUAAAGAAAAUACUAGAACCAAAAUGGAACCAAACUUUUGUCUAUUCACAUGUACAUCGUAGAGAUUUUAGAGAACGAAUGUUAGAAAUAACUGUGUGGGACCAACCAAGAGUGCAAGAAGAAGAAAGUGAAUUUCUUGGAGAGAUCCUCAUAGAAUUGGAGACAGCGCUUUUAGAUGAUGAACCGCAUUGGUAUAAACUUCAGACACAUGAUGAGUCUUCACUACCUCUGCCUCAGCCAUCACCUUUCAUGCCAAGGCGACAUAUUCAUGGAGAAAGCUCUAGCAAAAAGCUACAAAGAUCUCAGCGAAUCAGUGAUAGUGACAUCUCAGAUUAUGAGGUUGAUGAUGGUAUUGGCGUAGUUCCUCCAGUAGGCUAUAGGUCUAGUGCUAGAGAAAGUAAAUCUACAACAUUAACUGUGCCAGAACAGCAAAGAACAACUCAUCACCGCUCACGUUCAGUAUCUCCUCAUCGCGGCAAUGAUCAGGGAAAGCCGCGUUCACGUUUACCAAAUGUGCCAUUACAGAGGAGUUUAGAUGAAAUUCAUCCAACAAGAAGGUCACGUUCUCCAACCAGACACCAUGAUGCCUCCCGAAGUCCAGUUGAUCAUAGAACCAGAGAUGUGGAUAGUCAGUAUUUAUCAGAACAAGACAGUGAGCUUCUUAUGCUGCCCAGAGCAAAACGAGGACGAAGUGCAGAAUGCCUACAUACUACCAGUGAACUGCAGCCCUUUCUUGACAGGGCUAGGAGUGCUAGUACCAACUGCUUGAGACCAGAUACUAGUUUGCAUUCACCAGAACGAGAAAGGGGUAGAUGGUCCCCCUCCCUAGAUAGGAGACGACCUCCUAGUCCCAGGAUUCAAAUCCAGCAUGCGUCUCCGGAGAAUGACAGGCACUCCAGAAAGUCUGAAAGAUCUAGCAUCCAAAAACAGACUAGGAAAGGCACUGCCUCUGAUGCAGAAAGGGUUCUCCCAACAUGUCUUUCUAGAAGGGGACACGCAGCCCCAAGAGCAACUGAUCAGCCAGUCAUUAGGGGAAAACAUCCUGCUCGCUCAAGGUCGAGUGAGCACUCUAGUAUCAGAACACUGUGUUCUAUGCACCACCUUGUCCCUGGAGGGUCGGCGCCACCUUCUCCGCUUCUGACAAGAAUGCACCGUCAGAGAAGUCCAACACAAUCUCCUCCAGCAGACACAUCGUUCAGCAGUCGCAGGGGAAGACAGCUCCCACAAGUGCCAGUGAGAAGCGGCAGUAUAGAACAAGAACAAGAAAAAUAUAACUCUUCCACAAAAGGAAUAAGGACACAAGUUCAAAGAGAUUAUGACAUUUGCCCAAACUGCUUGUCAGUAGUAGACUACAAACCCAGAUCUUUUUACUUUCGACCUUUUCCUCUACAUGUUGGUGUAUCCUAUUUUACAAGCUUAGUAGUGGAGGAGCGAACAAGACAGAUGAAAAUGAAAGUGCAUCGAUUUAAGCAGACAACAGGGUCUGGUUCUAGUCAAGAACUUGAUCGCGAGCAAUAUUCCAAGUAUAACAUACAUAAAGAUCAGUACAGAAGCUGUGAUAACGUCUCUGCCAAAUCAUCAGAUAGUGAUGUCAGUGAUGUUUCCGCCAUUUCCCGAACCAGCAGUGCCUCACGCCUCAGCAGCACAAGCUUUAUGUCAGAGCAAUCUGAGCGCCCCAGGGGUAGAAUCAGUUCAUUUACCCCCAAAAUGCAAGGCAGACGGAUGGGGACUUCAGGAAGAUCCAUCAUGAAGAGCACCAGUGUCAGUGGAGAGAUGUACACACUGGAGCAUAAUGACGGCAGCCAGUCAGACACAGCUGUGGGUACAGUUGGAGCAGGUGGAAAGAAACGGAGAUCCAGCCUUAGUGCCAAAGUGGUUGCCAUAGUGUCUCGAAGGAGUAGAAGCACAUCCCAGCUUAGUCAAACAGAGUCUGGCCACAAAAAGUUAAAAAGUACCAUCCAGAGAAGCACAGAAACAGGCAUGGCAGCUGAAAUGAGAAAGAUGGUAAGGCAGCCGAGCCGAGAGUCUACUGACGGCAGCAUCAACAGUUACAGCUCUGAGGGCAAUUUAAUAUUUCCUGGAGUGCGACUGGGAGCUGACAGUCAAUUCAGUGAUUUUCUUGAUGGAUUGGGACCAGCCCAGCUUGUUGGCCGCCAAACCCUUGCCACCCCUGCAAUGGGUGAUAUACAAAUUGGAAUGGAGGACAAAAAGGGCCAAUUAGAAGUGGAAGUCAUUAGAGCACGAAGCCUCACACAAAAGCCUGGUUCCAAAUCUACACCUGCUCCAUAUGUCAAAGUAUAUCUUUUGGAAAAUGGGGCCUGUAUAGCCAAGAAGAAGACAAGAAUUGCACGAAAAACCCUUGAUCCUUUGUAUCAGCAGUCUCUGGUUUUUGAUGAAAGUCCACAGGGUAAAGUUCUUCAGGUGAUUGUCUGGGGAGACUAUGGCAGAAUGGACCACAAAUGCUUUAUGGGUGUGGCUCAGAUCUUGUUGGAAGAACUCGACCUGUCCAGCAUGGUGAUCGGAUGGUACAAAUUGUUCCCACCGUCCUCACUGGUGGAUCCCACACUCACUCCCCUCACCCGGCGGGCUUCCCAGUCAUCUCUGGAAAGUUCAACUGGGCCUCCCUGUAUUCGAUCAUAGUGAACUCAUACCAGAGUCAUUCCAAUAAAACUCUACUUUUCAGGAUAAUAAUCUGAACCACAUAUUUCAUGAUCGAAAGCAUUGUUGGAGACAGACAAUCAACUUGUGUUUUGCCUGUAGUAGUUUUUCAAUAAUAUGUCCCAAUUGUUAUUUAAAACAUGGCUUCAUAUGACAGAACAAGGCAAUCUAUCAAAUUUACAGGAAGAAUCAACAUGCUGGUGAGAGUCACUGAUGCUUCUAACAAAUAGAAAAAGAGGAAACUUUAAAUCCACGCAUACACGUACACACACACAUGCACACACACACACACCAUAUUGAACAAACUGGAAACUCUCACUCUGUGAAAAGUUGUAUUCUACACGUUUCUGCACAGACCACAAGCAGUGUUAUUUCCCUGAUGUUUGAGUUGUUUUGUUCUUUUGUGUGUUUUGUUUAUUUGUGUGUUGUUUGUUGGUUUUCGUUUCUUUUUUGUUUUGUUUUCACCACAUCUGUUAUUUCCACUAGUUUUUUUUGGCUGUGUCAUGACAGGCCUCAUGAUGCUAACAGAGAUUCUUCCCUUCUUUUUUCCAAAAGUACCAAAAAAAAGGGCUGAAGUAGUCUCUGUAGCAUCUCCCCAAAGUGUUAAACAGCUACAUAAGGUGAAGCCAAGGAAGGGUUUCACUAGCUUUCAUUUUAUAAUUAUUUAAAGUCUUAUGUGUGGAUACCCAAGAGACAAAAAGUUAUCUUCCAAAAUAAAUAAUCACAGAAGUACUUUUUUAAUGAAGAGCCUAUCUGUUUGCAUUCUAGAAAAUUAAUUUAUGGUUUCCAUUGUUUUGCAUGGAAGACUUUUAAAGAAGUCAAUCUGCAACUAAUGCUGGGGACUAAAACUAACUGCAUAAUUGUACUUUGAAAACACUCCUUGUAAUGCCUUUUUCUUCCUGAUAUUAAAAAAAUGCUCAUGUGUAUAAACCAUACUUUGACUUCCCAAAAAUGGUGACUAGGAAUGGAUUUGAGCCUAAGACACUUUGAGCUACGCCCAGGCUUCUCAGCCAUGCCUCAGUGUAGACACACCCAUCUGCCCUGGAAAGAGCAUGGUAUGAGCUGUUCAAUAUUCCACUGGAAAUUCCAGUUGAAAUAUUCUGCACUAAACUAUUGUUUUUAUUGAAUUUUAGUUUACAUUUCUUUGAGAUUGAUGCAAGCACAAAGCUUGAUUUUUUAAUGCAAAGUAUCUUACUUUUUGGGGGGAAAAUAAACAAAAUGAACUUUCAAUUUGCAUUUUCAUUUAGUUUCUCUUGGCCUUGAAUUUCCCUUGUGACAUUCUGUACAUGUGCUACAAACUGCAGUCUCUGCAGGUGCAUUGAUAUGUUCUCCCUCCUUUUAUGAGUCCCUCCACUUUUGUGAUUACACAAAUAGAGCAGCAUGACUUGGAACUGUUCAGAGCUGCAUGCACAUUUUGUAAAAAAAAAAAUUUUAAAAAGAAAAGAAACAAAAGGUUAUUUAAUAAUGUAUGUUAGUUCCACAUAGGCCAGCUUGUAUGUUGCAUGUACUUGUACAGUUUGCUUGUUAAUUACUAUACCGAAAUAACCAAGAAAUCUAAGCCAUCCAUUUUUGUUAUAGACAUUUUGCAGGUUUUAGCCAGACUCAGUCUCUGGGUCUGUGGUGAAAUGUCUAUAGAUGGACUUUAUUUUUUACCCUCCGGAAAACGUGAUGUAGUACGGACCAAAUUCCUUCUAAUACAUAUUUUGGUGUAGAUUCCUACUGUGGGGCUGUAACACAUGUAGACACUGUGUACACACUAGGUUUUAAUUCAUAGACAUACUGCCUGCACCAAGUGAAUUAUUUAUUAUUAUUUACACAUGCCAGAAUUAUCUGCCCAUCAUUCCACAGGGCACAGAUUGACCACUGCUCACCAUGCUGAGCAGGAGGAACUGAAGCAUUGGUGCACUUCUAUUAGAUUCCGUUCUGUCUUAGUGGCCAAGAAUCAACUGAUUAUAAUUGGGUAGUAUCUUUCUAUUUUGACCACUUGUCUUAACACUCCCCUGUGCUUUUAAAUGAAAUUCCAAUUCAUGUAUGUAAACAUGUUUAAUAAAAUUUACUUUUCAUGUCA